Molecule: messenger RNA, 4243 nt
Organism: Phyllostomus discolor (pale spear-nosed bat)
Lineage: Eukaryota; Metazoa; Chordata; Mammalia; Chiroptera; Phyllostomidae
Gene: SLC4A3
Product: solute carrier family 4 member 3
Exons: 23
Coding region: 303-3980 (1225 amino acids)
Biological process (GO): bicarbonate transport; transmembrane transport; regulation of intracellular pH
Cellular component (GO): plasma membrane
Molecular function (GO): monoatomic anion transmembrane transporter activity; solute:inorganic anion antiporter activity
Source: RefSeq, a predicted model, not a curated record
GGCGCGGAGCUGCGGAGUGGAGCGCGAGGAGGUGGAGCCGCGAGCUGCGGACUCCGGCGCCUGCGUCCGCCAGGCCGGCUCGGCUUCCCUCCGCCGCGGGCGCCCCCCAGCUGCUCGGGGCCCUACCCGGCGACAGGCUUCGGAGCGAGAGUCGGAGGGAGAUGGGGCACAGAGGCCGGCCCGGGCGCCGCAAGUCCCGGAGCCCCGAGUACCCCCCACUAGGUCCCCGCAGCGCCCCCUUCGUCUCGCCCGGGUCACGGGUCCCUCAGUGAGCGAGAACCUCCCAAGCCGCCUCACUGGUCAUGGCCAACGGAGUGACCCCGCCGCCCGGGGGCGCCUCCCCCUUACCCCAGGUCCGGGUGCCCUUGGAGGAGCCCCCUCUGAGCCCUGACAUGGAGGAGGAGGACGAUGACUUGGGCAAGACCUUGGCUGUGAGCAGGUUUGGGGACCUCAUCAGCAAGCCCCCGGCCUGGGACCCUGAGAAGCCCAGCCGCAACUACAGCGAGCGGGACUUCGAGUUUCACCGGCACACAUCCCACCACACUCACCAUCCGCUCUCGGUGCACCUGCCUCCACCCCACAAGCUGCGGCGACUGCCCCCCGCCUCUGCCCGGAAGACCAGGAGGAAGAAGAAGGAGAGGACCUCCGUGGCCCCCUCCGAGGGGACCCCUCCCAUCCAGGAGGAGGGGGGAAUGGGGAUGGAGGAGGAAGAGGAGGAGGAGGAGGAAGAGGAAGAGGCAGGGGAAUCUGAGGCAGAGCCUGUGGAGCCCCCACCCUCAGGGUCCCCCCAGAAAGCCAAGUUCUCCAUUGGAAGUGACGAGGAUGACAGUCCCGGCCCCUCUGGAAGGGCUGCCUUCACCAAGCCCCUGUCUUCAGGGGCUCCUCGCUCCGACAAGAGUCCCCAGCACUCGGUCAGCUCCCUCAGCUCCCUCAGCCCCCGGGCCUGGACCUCCCGAGUCGCUGGGGAGAAGAGCCGGCCUUGGAGCCCAUCGGCCAGCUAUGACCUUCGGGAGCGGCUCUGCCCAGGCAGUGCCCUGGGCAGCCUGGGAGGCCCGGAGCAGCAGGUGCCCACUGACGAGGCGGAGGCCCAGAUGUUGGGCUCCGCGGACCUGGAUGACAUGAAAAGUCACAGGCUGGAGGACAACCCUGGCAUGAGGCGGCACUUAGUGAAGAAGCCGUCUCGAACGCAGGCCGUGAGGGGCAGCCCCGGUGGCCUGGCCCCCAUCCUGCGCAAGAAGAAGAAGAAGAAGCAGCUGGACCGGAAGUCUCAUGAGGUGUUUGUGGAGCUGAAUGAGUUGAUGCUGGACCGCAGUGGCCAGGAGCCCCACUGGCGGGAGACGGCGCGCUGGAUCAAGUUCGAGGAGGACGUGGAGGAAGAGACGGAGCGCUGGGGGAAGCCGCACGUGGCCUCGCUCUCCUUCCGCAGCCUCCUGGAGCUCCGGAGGACCAUCGCCCACGGAGCUGCCCUCCUGGACCUGGAGCAGACCACUCUGCCAGGCAUCGCACACCUCAUGGUGGAGACCAUGAUUGUGUCUGACCAGAUCCGGCCGGAGGAUAGGGCCAGCGUCCUGCGCACCCUCCUGCUGAAGCACAGCCACCCCAACGAUGACAAGGACGGUGGCUUCUUUCCCCGAAACAUGUCCAGCUCCAGCAUGAACUCGAUCCUGGGGAACCACCACCCCACUCCCAGUCACGGCCCCGACGGCGCAGUGCCUACCAUGGCCGAUAGCCUGGGGGAGCCGGCUGUACUCUGGUCUCACGACUCCGAUGCCAAGGAGAAGCCCCUCCACCUGUCCGGGGGAGACGGCUACCGGGGGAAAAGCCUGAAGCUGCUGGAGAAGAUCCCCGAAGAUGCCGAGGCUACUGUGGUGCUCGUGGGCUGUGUGCCCUUCUUGGAGCAGCCAGCGGCGGCCUUUGUGCGGCUGCACGAGGCCGUACUCCUGGAGUCCGUGCUCGAGGUCCCCGUGCCGGUUCGCUUCCUCUUCGUGAUGCUGGGGCCCAGCCACACCACCACCGACUACCACGAGCUCGGGCGCUCCAUCGCCACCCUCAUGUCUGAUAAGCUGUUUCACGAGGCGGCCUACCAGGCCGACGACCGGCAGGACCUCCUGAGCGCCAUCAGCGAGUUCCUGGACGGCAGCAUCGUGAUCCCGCCGUCCGAGGUGGAGGGCCGCCGUGAGCUGCUGCACUCCGUGGCUGCCUACCAGCGUGAGCUGCUGAAGAAGCGGAUGAGCUCCCUGGGAGGCUACGUGGCCCCUGGGAAAGAGCUGUCGGUGGAACUGGGGGGCCCCGAGGUGAUCCCUGAAGACGACCCCCUGCGACGGACUGGCGUGGUGUUUGGGGGGCUCAUCCGGGACGUGAUGCGCCGGUACCCGCACUACCCCAGUGACCUGCGGGAUGCCCUGCACUCCCAGUGCGUGGCCGCUGUGCUCUUUAUCUACUUCGCUGCCCUCAGCCCUGCCAUCACCUUCGGGGGGCUGCUAGGGGAGAAGACCGAAGGGCUGAUGGGCGUGUCCGAGCUGAUCGUGUCCACGGCUGUGCUGGGCAUCCUCUUCUCCCUGCUGGGGGCCCAGCCGCUGCUGGUGGUUGGCUUCUCAGGGCCACUGCUGGUCUUUGAAGAAGCCUUCUUCAAGUUCUGCCAGUCCCAGGACCUGGAGUACCUCACCGGCCGGGUGUGGGUCGGCCUCUGGCUGGUGGUCUUCGUCGUUGCUCUGGUGGCCGCGGAGGGCAGCUUCCUGGUCCGCUACAUCUCGCCUUUCACCCAGGAGAUCUUCGCCUUCCUCAUCUCUCUCAUUUUCAUCUACGAGACCUUCUACAAGAUCUACCAGGUGUUCAUGGAGCACCCACUGCUGCCAUUCUACCCCCCUGAGGGGGUGCCGGAGGCUGAGAUGGACCUGAACGGGAGUGCUCUGCCACCCACCGAGGGGCUGCCGGGCCCGAGGAACCAGCCCAACACAGCCCUGCUGUCGCUCAUCCUCAUGCUCGGGACCUUCUUCAUCGCCUUCUUCCUGCGCAAGUUCAGGAACAGCCGCUUCCUGGGAGGCAAGGCCCGCCGCAUCAUCGGGGACUUCGGCAUCCCCAUCUCCAUCCUGGUCAUGGUCCUGGUGAACUCUUCCAUCACAGACACCUACAUGCAGAAGCUGACAGUGCCCACGGGGCUCUCGGUGACCUCCCCGAACAAGCGCACGUGGUUCAUCCCGCCCCUGGGCAGUGCCCGACCGUUCCCGUCCUGGAUGAUGGUGGCAGCUGCUGUGCCCGCCCUCCUGGUCCUCAUCCUGAUCUUCAUGGAGACCCAGAUCACCGCGCUCAUUGUCAGCCAGAAGGCUCGGAGGCUGCGCAAAGGCUCCGGCUUCCACCUGGACCUGCUCCUGAUUGGCUCCCUGGGGGGGCUCUGCGGGCUGUUUGGGUUGCCCUGGCUCAGCGCCACCACCGUCCGCUCGGUCACCCACGUCAAUGCCCUGACCGUCAUGCGCACCGCCAUCGCGCCCGGAGACAAGCCCCAGAUCCAGGAGGUGCGGGAGCAGAGGGUCACCGGCGUGCUCAUCUCCUGCCUCGUGGGCCUGUCCAUCGUCAUGGGGGCCGUGCUGCGCCAGAUCCCGUUAGCCGUGCUCUUCGGGAUUUUCCUGUACAUGGGAGUCACGUCGCUGUCUGGCAUCCAGCUGUCCCGGCGUCUGUUGCUCAUCCUCAUGCCAGCAAAACACCAUCCCGAGGAGCCCUAUGUGACCAAGGUGAAGACGUGGCGGAUGCACCUGUUCACCUGCAUCCAGGUGGGAUGCAUCGCACUGCUCUGGGUGGUCAAGUCCACAGUGGCUUCGCUCGCCUUUCCCUUCGUGUUGCUGCUCACGGUGCCUCUGAGGCGUUGCCUUCUGCCCCGGCUUUUCCAGAACAGAGAGCUGCAGGCGCUGGACUCGGAAGACUCCGAACCAAACUUCGACGAGGAUGGCCGGGACGAGUACAACGAGCUGCACAUGCCUGUGUGAUCCUCCGGCAUGGUGCCCCUCGGAGGCCCCAGCCCCUUAGUGACUGAUGCCCGGGCCCCAUUGGAGCCCAGCUCCAGGGCCAGUGGGCCCCUCGUGACCCAAAGGCGUGCCUGGGACCGCAAUGAUGCCGCGGCCCUCAGGCCCUCGGGCCCUCGGACUGUGUCCGAGGCUCUGACCCUGUCUCGUCCAGGUCCUUUCUCAGACCAGACUGACACAGGCUUUGAGCUCAUUAUAACCACACCCCUUGUCUUGUGUCUGCCUCA